Messenger RNA from Durio zibethinus, 1374 nucleotides. RefSeq names its product protein STRICTOSIDINE SYNTHASE-LIKE 2-like. Gene Ontology annotation, cellular component: endomembrane system. The record is from RefSeq and is a predicted model, not a curated record. Gene Ontology annotation, molecular function: hydrolase activity. Lineage: Eukaryota; Viridiplantae; Streptophyta; Magnoliopsida; Malvales; Malvaceae.
UUUACUAUAAAUGAAACGUAUACAUUAAUUUCUUUUGCAUUGCCUUUGCUCACAGUAUUUCAUAGCACUUCUUCCUUUUUCUCUUCAAACUCUUUCAUUCCUCCAUAAUUAGCAUGACCUCCAAACACUUCAUCGCAUUAGCAACGAUCAUACUCUUCUGUGCAAUCACCGUCAAUCAUAUGGCUAAAUCCGUCUUAGAAAAACUUUUCAACGGCAAACAUAGGCAAAUGGAAUUUGUCCCAAUUGUGGAUGCGUUAGGACCUGAAAGCGUGGCGUUUGACCGACUUGGUGAUGGUCCCUAUACCGGAGUAUCGGACGGUCGGAUCAUCAAGUGGCAAGAAAAUGAACAGCGAUGGAUCAGUUUUGCCACGACUUCCCCAAAAAGAGAAGGGUGUGAAGGGCAACAUGAUCAUCGUGAAACAGAGCAGAAUUGUGGGCGCCCAUUAGGCAUCUGUUUCAGCGAGGCGACAGGUGAUCUUUACAUUGCUGAUGCAUACAUGGGGCUACUAAAAGUUGGUCCUGAAGGCGGCUUGGCCACUAGGAUAGCAACACAUGCUCAAGGCAGCCCUUUCAAAUUCAUCAAUGGUUUGGACAUCAACCAAUCCGAUGGAUCCAUUUAUUUCACUGACAGCAGUUCUCUUUAUCAAAGGAGGAAUUAUAUCCCUCUAAUACUAACCGGGGAUAAAACGGGAAGGCUGAUGAAAUAUGAGCAGGAAAGCAAACAAGUGACUAUUCUUUUAACCAAUCUUUCAUUCCCCAAUGGGGUGGCAUUAGGCAAAGAUGGCAGUUUUCUUCUCUUUGCCGAAACCACCAAUUGUAGAAUCAUGAGGUACUGGUUAACAACAUCAAAAGCUGCAACUCUUGAAACUUUCGCACAACUCCCAGGAUUCCCUGACAAUAUCAAAAGAAGCCCAAGAGGAGGGUUUUGGGUGGCCAUGCAUUCACGAAGACAUAUGAUUAUAUCGUGGAUUCUUUCCUAUCCACAAGUAGGCAGUGCUUUGAUUAAACUGCUGCCCAUUGACAUUAUGAAAGCUUAUUCGGUUUGGUCCAAGUGCAGCGGGACAGGAUUGGCAAUGAGGCUCAGUGAGGAUGGCGAAAUUUUAGAAACGUUAGAACAUAAAAGUGGAAAGACAAUGAGGUCCAUGAGUGAAGUGCAAGAGAAAGAUGGCCAUUUAUGGAUUGGAUCAAUUAACAUGCCUUUUAUAGGUUUGUAUAGGAUAUAAAUUUUAAUUUUUUUUUCUUUGGAAGGUUAUAACUUAUAACUUGAUAAGAUGAAAGGGUAUCCCAAUGAAAGAAAUGUAUAAAUUUCUGCUAUAAAGUAGCUACAGAGUUGUGGACAGAUCUAGUUGGAUUAUAUACAUGUUAAAUAAAUUC